Messenger RNA from Triticum turgidum subsp. durum (durum wheat), 1671 nucleotides. The record is from the annotation of a GenBank genome assembly. NCBI's taxonomy places the organism in Eukaryota, Viridiplantae, Streptophyta, Magnoliopsida, Poales, Poaceae.
AUGGCUUCUAUGGUUGCCGCCGCGCGCCUCGCCGGCGGGGUCUCGCGGCUGUCGGCUCAGGGUUCUACUGCCCGGGGCCUUCCGCCCGGUAGCCUCCGGCUUCCCCCGCCGCGCCGGCGUCUGCGCAGCGUCCGGUGCUGCGUGGUUCGCCAUCCCGGCGGCGGCGGCGGCGGCGGCAGCGUGGACGCGGGGGAGGAGUUCGUCGGGUUCUUCCGGGAGGCGUGGCCGUACAUACGGGGCCAUCGUGGGAGCACCUUCGUGGUCGUUAUAUCCAGCGAGGUUGUGUCGGGGCCACACUUGGACCGCAUUUUGCAGGAUAUUUCACUACUUCAUGGUCUUGGCAUUAACUUUGUUCUUGUUCCGGGAACACAUGUCCAGAUUGACAAACUAUUGUCAGAAAGAGGAAGGAAGGCUAAGUAUGUUGGUCAGUACCGAGUUACCGAUUCUGAUUCACUAGAAGCUGCAAUGGAGGCAGCUGGCAGAAUAAGGUUAACAAUAGAAGCAAAACUCUCUCCUGGCCCUCCAAUGUUAAACCUCCGUAGACAUGGUGUUAUUGGCCAUUGGAAUGGUCUUGUGGAUAAUGUUGCAAGUGGCAAUUUCCUUGGUGCUAAGAGAAGAGGGGUAGUUCAUGGUGUUGAUUACGGAUUUACUGGUGAAGUUAAGAAAAUAGAUGUUUCACGGAUAAAAGAAAGGCUUGAUAGUGAUAGCAUUGUUGUUGUGAGCAAUAUGGGAUACUCAAGCUCAGGAGAAGUUCUAAAUUGCAACACUUACGAAGUAGCCACUGCAUGUGCCUUAGCCAUAGAGGCGGAUAAACUUAUCUGCGUUGUGGACGGUCAGAUAUUUGAUGAGAAUGGACGAGUCAUUCAUUUCAUGUCUCUGGAGGAAGCUGAUAUGUUGAUCAGAAAGCGUGCUAAGCAAAGUGAUAUUGCUGCAAAUUAUGUCAAGGUGGUUGAUGAGGAGGACCAUGAACCAUCUUUGAACGGAAAGGGGCACCUUAAUGGGUACGCUGCUUCUUUUCGAAACGGUUUGGGUUUUAAUAAUGGAAAUGGUAUUUGUUCUGGUGAGCAAGGGUUUGCUAUUGGUGGUGAAGAGCGAUUAAGCAGGUCAAAUGGCUAUCUUUCUGAGUUGGCUGCAGCUGCUUAUGUAUGCCAUGGUGGUGUUCAAAGAGUUCAUAUCAUAGAUGGUACAGUUGAUGGAUCACUGUUAUUAGAAUUGUUUACAAGAGAUGGUGCUGGGACAAUGAUUGCGAGGGAUGUUUAUGAAGGAACAAGAAUGGCGACGGAGGAAGAUCUUCCUGGCAUAAGAAAACUUAUCUACCCACUAGAGGAAUCUGGUGUUUUAGUGCGAAGAACAGAUAAAGAGCUUCUUGAAGCGUUGUAUUCAUUCUAUGUUGUUGAAAGAGAUGGUUCAGUCAUUGCAUGUGCUGCUCUCUUUCCAUUUCCCGAGGACAAAUCUGGUGAAGUUGCUGCAAUUGCUGUAUCUGAAGAAUGCCGAGGAAGAGAUUACAUUGAGAAGGAGGCAUUAUCCCUUGGUCUUGGCAGACUAUUCUUGCUUACUACACGGACAGCCGAUUGUUUGUGCGACGUGGCUUCUCAGAGUGUUCGAUUGAAUCUAUUCCUGAGCAGAGAAGAAAACGCAUCAAUCUGUCACGUGGAUCAAAAUAUUAUAUAA